AAAUGACAUUAUACAUUUGCAGGGAUAAACAAUUUCAAAAGUGAAUCAAAAAUAAGCUUAAUAACGUCAGAGAGAAUAGCUUUUUGCAUUUGAUUUUUUGAAUAUGGUUCGCAAAUUAUACUUGCAGCAAAUUCGCUGAAAAUAGAAAAAUUCGUCUCAACGACAAUUCUUGCGCCGAGGACAAUAGAUAUUUAGAAAAAAAGGAUAGACAAAGAGUUCUCAUCGGCAUAUGCUUUGCAUCUCGUGGCUUGUUUACGGAGAAAAAAUUGUGAAAUAAGUGUCACGUUUAUUGAUAGCGUUUUAUGCAAACGUGUGCUUUGUUUGGAGCAGUCGAUGAUAAUUGAAAAAACGAAGAACAAUGCGCAGCGUUAUUUUCUCUGAGAGUAUCGUGGAUAUAAAAAAAAAAAAUCGCAUGAGUUAGAAAGUUCCUUUACUUUGAUACCAUUUGAAAGCAUAAUAUUUUGUUAUUGAUAUCGAUGUAUGUUUAAUAUUCAAGUUCACCAGCGUGGUGAAACUAGAAGAUGCGAUUUGCACGAAAGUUAUUUGAUAAGCUUAUUCGUGUUGUUCGGUUCAUUUGAUAAUGAAAAUUUAUUUAAGAAGAAAGAGAUAUAAUCCAAGCGUGCAUCGACACCCCGCUAAAACUCGUGUAAUGUAACGGAUGUAUAUAUUUCUCAAAGCAACGACAGGGCUAACUCCGUUAUGGAGGCACUGCGUUUAGCUAUACAGACACGACUAGGGGAGAGGAUGGUUAGUAUGAGCUCUAUGCUCGUGGAGACAGUUAGUAUAAAUUAUGAAGAUUUUAAUGAGAGUUUUUUAACAUGUGGCACAUGUCUUUGUGUUUAUGAUGGCGGAGAACAUACUCCCAAGUUAUUACCAUGUUCACACACGGUAUGUUUACAUUGCUUAACAAGAAUUGCUGCAUCUCAGACUCGUGAGACUGGUGCCUUUCGAUGUCCUAUUUGCAGAGAAUUAAUAACAAUUCCUCGUGGUGGAGUUCCUGCUUUACCACCUAGUUUCCUUGUGAAUCAACUGCUUGAUCUCAUGUCCAGGCAAAGACGGGAGGUUAUUCCAAAAUGUUCCGUUCAUAUAAAUCAAGAAUUGUUAUUUUGUGAAACGUGUGAUACGGUGUUUUGUACAGUAUGUACAGGCGGUAAUCAUGCAGGUACAUCACCAGGAUGUACUGAGCAUACUAUCAUACCAUUUAGUAUUGCAAUAAAGAGGAUGUCCGAAAUCUUACUCUACAAAGCAAAUGAGUGUAUAUCUAAGUUAACACAAGCUCAGGAUUCUGUGAGUACAGAAUUACAACGUUUGGAAGCUUCAAUAGAGAGGUGUUUGAGUGCUGUAGAUACUGAAUUUGCAGAAAUUAUAUCAAAAAUUGAAAGGAGACGUACGGAAUUACAAGCGGCUGUUACGGCUGCUGCAAGAGAUAAGAAGCACGUGCUAGAAGAACAACAUGCGUUGAUAGAGGCCGAAAAAAAUAAAGUACAACAAGAAUGUGAAGGAUUACAAUAUCAGGUUGAAGUUCGAAAUAUUACACAAAGAAUUGGUAGUUUAUCUGACCAACUCGAUGCGGCAACAGCACUUAGCGAACCUAAAGAAAAUGCUUUUAUUACUUUUGAAUUUAAUCACAAUAAUGCUCUUUCUCAAUUAGAGGAAGCUCUUAAUAACUUGGGGAGAGUACGUUCUAGUACAACAUUGCCAGGCUUAUGCAGAGCCCGGUUAAAAGACCCUGCUAUAGUUAAACUGCAAGCAGCUGUAAUAGUAGAGACUGUUGAUUACCAUGGACAUCCUAGAAAUGUUGGAGGCGAUCUUAUUACUGCAGAAUUAACCUUAGCAGAUAGUAUCCAUUCAGAAAACCAAAGUUCCAGUAUUGAUACUGAAAUUGUAGAUUUAGAAAAUGGUACAUAUGAAGUACUAUUCCGACCUCCAUCUGCAAGCCGCUAUAUUUUAAAGUUGUCAGUUUUUGAGCGACCUAUUAAAGAUUAUCCUUUAUUUUUUGAUGCGACUGAACAUAAUGAACCUAUUAAAAUAUAUGGAAGACGUGGAACUGGAAAAGACGAAUUUCACCAACCAGUUGCAGUUGCUGUUAAUGAUGAUGGCAUGAUAUAUAUUUUAGAUACUGGAAACUCACGUAUAAAAGUACUCAAUUGUGAUUUAGAAUUUCAAAGGCACAUAACUAAUGAAGGUCUUGAAGGACGUAGUUGUACAGGAAUUGGUAUAUCUCAGCAAGGUAUUGUUGUCGUUAAUUGGAGAACACGAAAAGUAACUGAAAUGAGUUCCCUAGGUGAUACUAUUAAAUCUUUUUCCCAUAAUGCGUUUCAAGAACCAAUUGAUAUUGCAGUAGAUAGAAGUUAUGGUCAUAUACUUGUUGCAGAUAAUGGUCAAAGCUGUGUUUUUGUGUUCGAUUCUGAUGGCAAAAUUCUCUUUCAGGUUGGAAAGAGAAGUACGUUCAAAUUGAUCACUUCUGUGACUGUUGGACCCAAUGGUGAAAUAGUAGUUGCUGAUAGUCGUAUACAAGUAUUUUCCGCUAAAGGAGAUUUUUCUGAAGAAAUUUAUUCGGAAGGCAAAGGAAAAGGUACUUAUGGAGGCCUUGCUGUUGAUUCAGAAGGCAGAAUACUUGGUACUCGUACCGAUAAAGGUCGCAGUAUAAUCCAAGUUUUAAAGUUAGGAGGAGGUAAUAUUUUAACUGAAAUUGAUUCGCAUAGUUCAAAACUACGACGUCCUUCAGGUAUUGCAGUACUACCUGACAAUCACUUAGUAGUUGUAGACUUGGGAAAUGAUUGUAUAAAAAAAUAUAGAUAUUGGUAAAAAUAGUUGAGUUUAAAGUAUCAAAUUUGUUGUAUGUCCAACAAAAAUAAUUCAUCCAUUGCAGAUGCAUACCAAAUAUGUAUUUAAUAUAUAACUUAAAUUGCUUUUUUAAAAGACUUCUUUCUUAUAAUUUUAUAUAUCGAUUUAAUAUCUAUCUUCCUUAAGUUCUAAUAUCUAUCAUCGUGUGUGGAUCAAUCAAAAUAAUUUGUUUAAGAUAAAAAAAUAUUGGUG
Molecule: messenger RNA, 3039 nt
Organism: Frieseomelitta varia
Lineage: Eukaryota; Metazoa; Arthropoda; Insecta; Hymenoptera; Apidae
Product: tripartite motif-containing protein 2-like
Exons: 11
Coding region: 700-2808 (702 amino acids)
Biological process (GO): proteasome-mediated ubiquitin-dependent protein catabolic process; protein polyubiquitination; negative regulation of translation
Molecular function (GO): ubiquitin protein ligase activity; translation repressor activity; protein binding
Source: RefSeq, a predicted model, not a curated record